Molecule: messenger RNA, 951 nt
Organism: Plasmodium yoelii
Lineage: Eukaryota; Apicomplexa; Aconoidasida; Haemosporida; Plasmodiidae
Product: PIR protein
Exons: 3
Coding region: 1-951 (316 amino acids)
Source: RefSeq, a predicted model, not a curated record
AUGACAAUUAAUAAUUGUAAUGAGUUUAAAAAUUUGUGGAAUUAUUUUCACGAUGAAUCGAACGAUUCUGGAGAAUAUCAUUUUAAAGAUCUAGUAUUCAAGACAUACUGCCCUGAUUUGAAGUGCAAUAACGAUAUCGAUAAGAUUAAUGCUGGUUGUCUAUGGAUAUUUAAUGCUUUUUUCGGUAAAAUUAGUAUUUCACUUAAUAAUGUCAGUUAUAAGGAUGCGGUUGUAUGUAUUAUGAUGUGGUUAAGUUAUAGAUUAAGCCUAAAUACAUUUGAUGACAUCACCACAUUAAACGAUUUUUAUUCUAAGCAUAUAGAAAAAAACGAGAAGUACGCUGUGAAUAAAAUGCAUAAUCAAAAAUUUAAAGGUUAUAAGGAUAUCAUAGAUCAAAUAAAGGAAUAUAUGGAUAUUGAUGUUAGUCAUAUGUCUAAAUUUUAUGAAUUACUUAAAUUAUUAUGCAGUAUGGAUACUGCUUAUACGAGAAAUGAUAGUAGCGAUUUUUCAAAAUAUGUUAAGAAAUUUGUUGAAGAGUAUGAAAAACUCCUUGAUGAUGAUAAUAAUACUGACGGCAGUCCAUACAAUAAAGUAUUACUUGUUUUAUCCAAUUAUUAUUAUAAUUUUGAAAAACUCAGAGUUCCUAGUAAAACACAAAUGGAACGUCCUUCAUUACGAAUAGAAAAAAGAGGUAAAAAAGUUGAACUAAAAGAUUCUGAAGAAAUUAGAACAACUGAAUUGUCGACUGAAACAGAUAGAUCAAGUAUUGAAACAACAACCACAAUGUCUAACACUACAUUAUCAGGAUCAUCAGUAGUAAACAAAUUAGUCAUAGUUUUAUCGAUAUUUUCUGCAAUACUAAUUUUCUUUGGAAUUGCUUAUAAGUAUUCGUUAUUUGGAUUUCGGAAACGAUCUCAAAAACAAAAAUUAAAAGAAAAGAUAAAAACAUAA